GCCCAGCCUGGGGAAGCCGCAGGCUCAGCGUUCAGUGACCACAGACUGGUUAUUGUAGGUCCAAGUAUGACACCACUUCCUCCUGGAAGCCUUCCCUGAUUUCACUUAUUCCAAGAUCCUGUUACUGGUCUGAGUUAAAGAUAAAUAAGAAUUCAUUUUAAUGCAUAUUUAUUGAGUUCCUACUUGAUGCAUCAAAAUCAGGCCUCUGGUUCCUGCACUCGAAUUCUGUAUCUGUCAAAGCUCUGACAGUUGGCAGAAAAAGGUGGCUGGUGGGGCCCUUGUGUGGCCCAUGGAUGGGAGAGUAGAGAUGGAGAUGUUGAGGACCUUGAAGGGCACUGCUGCUGGGGAGGUCAGCGUCCACCUGGUUGCCAACGACAGCACUGGCCACCUGCCAGCCACCACAUUCAUCAUCCCAGCCAACACCACAACCAUCAGCCUCCCCACCAAUACCUUAGAGAUCCCACGGUUCCCCAGAGAGUCCACACGUGCAGGAGGAUCAGAGCGGGUCCCAGGCAGCGAGCCUGUCACAGCCACGGUCCUCCCCCAGCUCAGUUCAGGACAGGCUGGCAACACUGUCCGAGUGCUUGAGUGGAAGGAUGGGGCAACCUCCCUACCUGGGAGCAACCUACGGCUGCGGAUCAGUGACUAUGGGACGCUGAAGGUGGUGGGCACAGACAAGAUAACCUCCCCAGAGCUGCUCCGGGAAGACUCGGACCCUCAGGGCCCAGUGGGUGAUGCUGCCUCCCAGAUGCAGGAAUGCCCUCAGGGGCGCCAGGAUGAGGAAACUUUGGGCCAUUGCCACAUGUGUGGGCGUCAGAAUGUAUCAGGGCAAAUCAGGGGUUUCUGCAGCGAGCAAUGCCAUCGACAAUUCAAAGAACGGUCUGUGAUUGUGGAGAACUCGGGGGGCAGCACCAACACAUCUGAGCUCCUGAAGCCUGUGAAGAAAAGGAAGAGGAAGGAGUACCAGAGCCCCUCUGAGGAGGAAUCCGAGUCUGAACCUCUGGAGAAACAAGAAGAACGGAAGAGCCUAGAGGCCGAGCCCACUGCUGACACCCCUGAAAGUGAGGAAUGGAGUAGCCAGCCUGGACCUGGUGAGGAGAAGAAGGAUGGGUGGUCAUGGGCUGUGUACCUGGAGGAGCAGAAGGCCAUUGCUGCGCCGCUGGAUCUCUUCCAUGAUUGCCAGGCUUUCCCUCAGAACAAGAAUGGCUUCAAACUGGGCAUGAAGCUGGAAGGAAUAGACCCUCAGCACCCAUCCAUGUAUUUCAUCCUCACAGUGGUAGAGGUUUGCGGGUACCGAAUGCGUCUGCACUUUGAUGGCUACUCUGAGUGCCAUGACUUCUGGCUCAAUGCGGAUUCCCCCAACAUCCACCCCGCUGGCUGGUUCGAGAAGACUGGACACAGGCUACAGCCGCCCAAAGGUAAGGCUUGGCCGAGGCUGGCGCCAGCCCGGUGCAGGCUGGUGGAUGUGUCUGCCCUCUCCUUCCCCUCCUUCCUUAGCCCCCCACUUCUCUCCCACCUGCUGCCCUCCCUACUAAGUCCUGGAGGAAGGGGGAGGGCUUGGUGCUCUUUGGCAGGAGAGAGGCUCCUGGACUGCUUCUGGGGCUGGACAUGGGGGCCCUACUUGACUGCUGGGGUCUGUCCCUUUCAUGCUCCCCUGUCCCCAAGGACCAAGCCAUGCCCCAGCUUCCAUACCCUGCUCUAUUUGUUGCCCCUGAGGGGACUAGGUUACAAGGAGGAGGAGUUCAGCUGGAGCAAUUACCUCCGCAGCACCAAGGCCCAGGCUGCCCCCAAGCACCUGUUUUCCAGCCAUAGCAGCAGCUCAGUGCCCACAGGCUUCCAGGUGGGCAUGAAGCUGGAGGCUGUGGACCGCAUGAACCCCUCCCUCAUCUGCGUGGCUAGUGUCACCGACGUGGUGAACGGGCGUUUCUUGGUGCACUUUGACAACUGGGACGACACUUACGAUUACUGGUGUGACCCCAGCAGUCCUUACAUCCACCCUGUUGGCUGGUGCCAGAAGCAAGGAAAACCCCUCACCCCUCCACAAGAUUAUCCAGAUCCUGAUAGUUUCUGCUGGGAAAAGUACCUAGAAGAGACUGGAACCUCUGCUGUCCCUUCCUGGGCCUUCAAAGUGCGACCACCCCAUGGCUUCCUCAUCAACAUGAAGCUUGAAGCUGUGGACCGAAGAAGUCCAGCUCUGAUCCGAGUGGCCAGCGUGGAGGAUGUGGAAGACCAUAGGAUAAAGCUCCACUUUGAUGGCUGGAGUCACGCCUACGACUUUUGGAUUGAUUCUGACCAUCCUGACAUACACCCUGUGGGCUGGUGCUCCAAGACUGGCCAUCCUCUACAGCCCCCACUCAGACCCAGAGAACCCAGCUCUUCCUCUCCCGGGGGCUGCCCCCCACUCAGCUGUAAGAGCCCACCCCACGUUAAGACCUCCAAGUACAGUUUUCACCACAGGAAGUGCCCCACGCCCGGCUGUGACGGCUCCGGCCACGUCACUGGAAAGUUCACAGCCCAUCAUUGCCUCUCAGGCUGCCCACUGGCUGAGAGGAACCAGGGCCGAGUGAAAGCUGAGCUGUCGGACACCGAGGCCUCUGCACGCAAGAGGAACCUCAUUGGCUUCGCCCCCAGGAAGAAAUCCCGACACCACGGCCGGAUUGGGCGCCCUCCAAAGUACCGGAAAAUCCAGCAGGACGAUUUCCCGGCUUUGCCCCCCGACAACAUGCACCAAUCCUUCUUCAUGUCGGCCUUGCCAGCUCACCCGGGUCGUUCUUUGUCCACAUGCUGGGAGCAACACUGCAAACUUCUGCCGGGGAUAGCAAGUGUCAAUGCGGCAUCGGUGACCAAAUGGACCAUCGAGGAGGUCUUCAGCUUUGUCCAGAUUCUGACAGGCUGUGAUGAACAAGCUAAACUCUUCAGAGACGAGGCUAUACAUAACCAGUUCUUCAAGUAUUCCUGCGAUAGCACGGUUUCCAGACUUCUCAUCAUCCUCAUCGGGCCUCAUUGCUGUGGUCACUCCCUAAUUUGUCAACGUCCCUCCUGAAAAAGGAGUCCCAGAACUGACAACAGAACUGAACAUACAGAACAUUUUAGAUGGUCUGACCAGUGCAGAGUGCAAUGGGAUUCUUACUUCCUUUAUUCUGGGCAAUAGACUUUUACCCAAGGCAGCCUAAUUGUGACCCUUUUAUUUUUUAAGCAGCUGCAUUAUAAUGUUGUUUCACAUUGGACUUGUGUUAUAUAUUAAAACUCCUAGGUCUUUUUCACCUGAGCUGUUGUCAUCUACCCAGGCCCGCCCCAUCCCUCACCCCAUUCCUCUACUUGGACAAUUGAUUAGUUAAAAUAUAUUUGAUUUUAUUGACUUCC
This is a messenger RNA of Vombatus ursinus (common wombat), 3363 nucleotides long. It is a transcript of the gene L3MBTL1, whose product is annotated as L3MBTL histone methyl-lysine binding protein 1. The transcript is spliced from 22 exons. Gene Ontology annotation, biological process: regulation of DNA-templated transcription. Bases 290 to 3043 code for a protein of 917 amino acids. The record is from RefSeq and is a predicted model, not a curated record. Gene Ontology annotation, cellular component: nucleus. Lineage: Eukaryota; Metazoa; Chordata; Mammalia; Diprotodontia; Vombatidae. Gene Ontology annotation, molecular function: zinc ion binding.